AUGAACAUAGACUCUAUUUCAAGUAUAACACCAUCUAAGGUGAACUGGUGUCUAAAGCUGAAAAUUGUUCGUCAGUGGAGGUUAACACAUCGAGGGUUACCAAAGUCCAUUGAGAUGGUUUUCAUGGACGAACACGGAGACAAAAUUCACAAUGUAAUUGGAGUCCUAACAAAAAUUGGAGGACUUGAAGAAUUUACUGUGAAUGGAAAAGUGGUGAAGCUGGUUAGAUUUGACCUUUCUGCGGUAAGGACCAAAAUCGAAUGUGUAUUGAUUGCACACUUUGUAGACGAAUACAUUGAUUUCGUCUCUACUGGUCAUGCAUUGGGUGUGGUUGUUUUGAUCCAGCUUUGCAGAGUCAAGACUCGACCAGCUCAGCUGGCAAAUCAUCGGUUGGUUCUGUUCCCUUUUUUCAGUGCAUUUGUGAGUUUGAAGUUUGAGCGUAGUAUUGUUCAAACCCUAACUGUAACAGCUCUUUCAACCAUGGGCCAUGCAAAGAUAUCUCAUGCAUCACAAAAUGCGGAAGCUAGAGCAAGAAGGAAACUAAUACUUUCAAAUAAAAGAUCAUCUACAACAACAUCUAAAAUGAAUACCACUCAAGCAUCAUUGCCUAAUUCAGCUGAAGUAUCCCCAUUCAGUAAAAGGACGCAAACUACAAAUAUUCCUUAUCCAAUGUCUUCGACGGAAGCGAGGGCAAAUAGGAAAUCAAUUAUGAAAAGGAAAAGGGCUUACAACAAAACUGACGAGUUGCAGUAA
Lotus japonicus is the source of this 753-nucleotide messenger RNA. RefSeq lists its product as uncharacterized. Lineage: Eukaryota; Viridiplantae; Streptophyta; Magnoliopsida; Fabales; Fabaceae. The transcript has 6 exons. The record is from RefSeq and is a predicted model, not a curated record. Bases 1 to 753 code for a protein of 250 amino acids.